UUUGCUGUCGAUUGUGAUAAGCUUAACUGUAUCACUGAACUGUUCACUGUAACACACUCUCUGCUCUACCUUCCUAAAGAAUCCGACUCCCGUUAUACUGUUUCCUGCUACUGUUCAUAUUACCAUAAUGGCAGCCCAAAAUACGACAGUCCCGCCCCGCAGCAGAACCCAUGCAUAGAGACCUGCACCGGUGCCUGGUCACCUACACAGCCUUGCACGACGAUCCCCAGUCGACGUUCGAAACCUGUACUCGCCAGUGAACACAAGCCCACUCCACUGAUCCAAGUUCCGUUUCACGUGUCCCCUUAGGCAAUUUCUUCGCACUCCAAGGUCCCAGAUAGUUUUUUAUUGUUGUUCGUAGUGGUCGCCUAGUGACCACAUUCAUCGAGUGAAACUGGAUACUUACUGACUGUGUCGACGAGCCUCCGAGUUGACACCAAACUGAGGGAGUACUUUUACAGAUAGAGACUCCAGCAAAACACAAGCGGAAGUGAGCCCACAGAGUUCUACCUCCAUGAUACAGAGGCACACAGGCAGUCAUAUGUGCCCCUGGAUAGGACCAAAAUUUCCUGCAGCUACUUCCUUAAUUACCUUGGUGUCUCCCUCUUCCCGUCACUGUCAUUUAUGCAGCACUGCGCGGACCUGUGAAAGUCGUUUGGUUCUAUCCUAAAUCAACUGCACUACAUUCUUGCAAAAAAACUGGGGAGGAAAUGUAGACAAACAAAACAACGCUGCAAUUUCUCUUGGUUAUUGAGCUGUCGCAUAUUGUGCUAAAGCGUGGGAGAAUGGCACUCACACAGUUAAGACGUAAGGAGCCAUGUUGACUCUUAAUGACAUUGCUACAACAGCUCCCACUUAGGGGUUGCAUGUUCUGUCAAAUUUUGUCCCUGCUAAUCUCACAAUCAAGGAUGCCAAGGUACUAAUUCCUAAGACAGGGUGCAAAAAAGUAUUCAGUCCAAUUGAGUAAGGUAGCGCAGUAUGGUCUUUCUUGUCAGGAAAGACCAAGAUUCAACCUCAUCCAAAUGGCACGAGAGAGACAUGGCAACGUCUUGAAAUCGUGGUCUUAUAGUGGAAGUGCUGCUCGUGACUAUGGCGCCGAGGAGCAGACGGUGAGCCAUGUUGUGGGGGAGCGCCCACUCCAUGCCUUUGAAGGCGGUCUGCUGUGCUUGUCCAUCAUAGUUCUGGCUAAUUGUUUGUAUGUGAAUUCUUGUAUUUCAUCAGAAAUGAUCAGUUCGCCAGAAUAUGUUAGCAGACUCGCAUACCAGCCGUGAUGUACGCAACAAUUCCUGUCUGACACCUCGAUUCGUCUCUAAUGGGCUGGCGACCUCCAUCAAUGGGAAACGUAAAAGCUGGAGAAGGGCAAGUUCAGUUUAGUUUUCACUAUUCUAGUCUACAAAAUACAGUCAAGUUUCAGAAUAUGAUCUGUCACAUAAGCUGACUCCAUUUUAUUUUGAAAGAUUGAACAACAUGGAAUGGAACGUGACAGCGCUGCAAGCGGAUGAUCUGAGGCAUCAUAUCCUGUCCCAGUCAGCGCAUGCUGUUCGACGCAUCACAAGAGCCACGGCCAGCAGGGUGAGAUGUGAGUGGGAGCGUCAUAAUCAGUUUAAGUGGAGGAAUAAACCUGGACUGCAGGUCCAGGCGGCUGUUUUCCGGGAGCGACUCUCCAGCUACUGGCGGGACUUGGCGCAGCUGCUCUCACUCGGUGCCACGCACGCCUCGCAGCUGUUGGUUCCCCUCGCAUUCGAACGAAUGGGUAACAACGCAAGUGAUCAGCAACUCCACGGUUGGGUUAAGGACAUGGAACGUGUGAAAGACAUGCUGCGCACGAAAUUAACCGGAUGGGUACAUGACAUGCAAUUAGCCAGCAAACAGGUGGAGCACUACGAGAUGGAAGAAGACAAGGACGGGCCAGGGAACUUGAUAAUCAGGCGGCCGCUGUUGAGUGAACGCCUGCUGCGCUAUCAGCCGUGGAGCCUCUCCUCUGACGACGACUUCAGUGCGCUGUGCAAGGAGCGGCAGCCAGAGGCGUCGCAAAUGUUCAGCCUCGCUGACGAACUGUACGCCUUCCAUCGUGUCUCCUGGUACAAUGCAGCUGACUACAUCUAUUCAUUCUACGAAGAUGACUUCAAGAUUGUAGACGAGGAGUGGCAGGUGGAGGACAGAAGCCACGCUACGCUCUCCGUGGACACUGACUGCGUGCAGCUGUUGGUGAACGCCCUGGACCACCCCACGUGUCCGCUGGAAGACCUGCCACUGGAAGCCGUGAAGCAGCGCGAGCGGUGCCGCGAGCAGCUGUGGGACGACGUGGUGCAGAGGUCGCCCCACCUACCCGUCACCAGCUACCUGGCCUACACGCAGAGGAUAAACGUCAACCUCUGUCUGCUGGCCUGGAUGGCUGUCAACUCGUACGGCAUUUGUCAGGACGUCCCGUUUAGUAUGAUACAAUGUAUUCUUGUGUUCGCCAUCUCAGGCUUCCUAACCAGCUACUACCUGCUGAAGUAA
Molecule: messenger RNA, 2502 nt
Organism: Schistocerca piceifrons (Central American locust)
Lineage: Eukaryota; Metazoa; Arthropoda; Insecta; Orthoptera; Acrididae
Exons: 6
Coding region: 1468-2502 (344 amino acids)
Source: RefSeq, a predicted model, not a curated record